Molecule: messenger RNA, 9419 nt
Organism: Perca fluviatilis (European perch)
Lineage: Eukaryota; Metazoa; Chordata; Actinopteri; Perciformes; Percidae
Gene: grin2aa
Product: glutamate receptor, ionotropic, N-methyl D-aspartate 2A, a
Exons: 15
Coding region: 683-5329 (1548 amino acids)
Biological process (GO): long-term synaptic potentiation; excitatory postsynaptic potential; monoatomic ion transport
Cellular component (GO): postsynaptic density membrane; postsynaptic membrane; plasma membrane
Molecular function (GO): NMDA glutamate receptor activity; transmitter-gated monoatomic ion channel activity involved in regulation of postsynaptic membrane potential
Source: RefSeq, a predicted model, not a curated record
UCUAUCUAUCCAGCUGCCCCUGCCUCUGCAGAAGCACGCAGGCAUACACAUAGACAAAACGCGAAAUCACACGCACGCGUGCGCAUUCGGCACACGCGUACAAGCUCCCUCUCUCACACACACAUAGGCUACACGUGCACGACGAGAGAGAGAGAGAGAGAGAGAGACUUUGGGAGCGGGUCCCAUGCACGGUUUGCAUGCUCCCGGAUCUUCUACUGUAGUAGUCAACGUGCAUGUGCGUCUAUGUGUGCGUCCGGCGGCUGCUCACCUGCCUCUUCCUCUCCUCGCCCGGGACAGGAAUAACGGGAUACCGGGAGCUCUAAACACACGGAGGCAGGUUGAGCCCCCACAAUGCGCGGGGCGAGCAGAGAUUGCAGUGGAGAAUCAGCGGUAUAGGCGCACACACAAUGAAGAUUGGAUUACAACAACAGUGAUUUUAUUCGCAGCUGCGUGCCCGCGAAGUACUAAAACAAGGGGAUUUCAUUCAGUUUUUUUUUUUGGACACGGUGGAAAUAAUUAAUUGCCAGAGAUUCCGUGAUUUUUAUUUAUUUUUUCUUCUUGUGCAGUGUUUGUGAGUGUGAUCCCAUAUCGCAGGCUGCAUGGUUUCUCAGAGGAGAGAGGGGACUGUUGCAAUGUCAUCUCACAUCACUAUUUUGGAGCUCUGUGGAAGGGAGAUGCUGGGAUGAAGUGGUUUGGCAUUAUGUCCCUCAGCAGCAAAAGGAGUAAGAGGAGUAGAAGGAGCGGCAGUUGCAGCAGUAGCAGCGGUAGUAAUAGUGUGCUGCUGUCCUUGACUCUCCUGGUGGCGGUGACCCUGAUUGCGGACCCUGUGGCGGCUCAAAAGCAGCGAACUGGCAGUGCCUCGGAAAAAGUGCCGGUCCUGAACAUUGCGGUGAUCCUGGGACGCACACGCUACAUCUCAGAGCGGGACAUCCGGGCACUGUGGAGCAAGGAGGACCCCAUCGACGUCAACGUGGUCACACUGCUGGUCAAUGAGACCGACCCGAAAAGCAUCAUCACCCACAUGUGCGACCUGAUGUCCGGGACAAAGAUCCACGGUGUGGUGUUUGGGGAUGGCACCGACCAGGAGGCCAUCGCCCAGAUUUUGGAUUUUAUUUCCUCGCAGACGCUCAUACCCAUCCUGGGCAUCCACGGAGGCUCGUCCAUGAUCAUGGCUGAUAAGGAUGUGAAGUCGACAUUCUUCCAGUUCGGUGCCUCCAUCCAGCAGGAGGCUCUGCUGAUGCUGAACAUCAUGGAGGAGUAUGACUGGCACAUCUUCUCCAUUGUCACAUCGAAGUUCCCCGGCUACCAGGAGUUCAUCAACAUCCUAAAACUUACCGUGGACAACAGUUUUGUGGGCUGGGACCUGCAGAAUAUCAUUAUUCUUGACGCGGUGGAGGAAGACAGCCGGUCUCAGAUCAUGCUCAAGAAGGUCCAGUCCCCAGUGGUCCUGCUCUACUGCUCCAAGGAUGAGGCGGUGUACGUCCUGGAGGAGGCUCGCUCCCUGGGCCUCACCGGAUUUGGAUACAUCUGGAUUGUGCCGUCGCUCACCACUGGGAACCCGGAAAUAACACCCGAAGAGUUUCCGCCGGGAAUGAUUUCAGUGUCAUACGACGACUGGGACUACCCGCUGGAGGCGCGAGUUCGGGACGGUCUGGGGAUCAUAACGUCAGCAGCGGCAGCCAUGUUGGAGGAGUAUGGCGACAUCCCUGAAGCGAAGACAUCCUGUUACGGCCAGAUGGAGAAGACAACCAAGCUGCCACCCAGUGCACUACAUAAGUACAUGAUGAAUGUGACAUGGGAUGGCAGAGACUUGUCAUUCACAGAAGACGGCUACCAGGAAUACCCAAAGCUGGUGGUCAUUGUUCUCAACAAGGAAAGAGAGUGGGAGAAGAUGGGGAAACUGGACAACCGCAGCCUGACGCUAAAGUACCCAGUGUGGCCGCGCUUCAACUCCUUCGGUGAUGCCGAGCUCGAUGACAACCACCUGUCCAUCGUCACGUUAGAGGAGAAACCUUUUGUUAUUGUGGAGGACGUAGAAAGGCUCACCGGUACCUGCAUGAGGAACUCCGUGCCCUGCAGGAAGCAUAUCAAAGACAACACAACAGAGGCUGGUGGGACAUACAUCAAGAAGUGCUGCAAGGGCUUCUGCAUCGAUAUUCUGAAAAAGAUUGCCAAGUAUGUAAAGUUCACCUAUGACCUGUACCUGGUAACCAAUGGCAAGCAUGGCAAGAAGAUCAACAAUGUCUGGAAUGGGAUGGUGGGAGAGGUGGUCUAUAAGAAAGCCGUCAUGGCCGUCGGAUCUCUGACGAUCAAUGAGGAGCGUUCUGAGGUCAUCGAUUUCUCCGUCCCGUUCGUGGAAACCGGGAUCAGCGUCAUGGUCUCCCGUAGCAACGGAACGGUCUCCCCGUCAGCCUUUCUAGAGCCAUUCAGUGCAUCAGUGUGGGUGAUGAUGUUUGUGAUGCUCCUACUGGUGACUGCAAUGGCUGUCUUCAUGUUUGAAUACAUCAGUCCUCUUGGCUUUAACAGAAACCUGGCGCAGGGAAGAGACCCUCAUGGCCCUUCCUUUACCAUGGGCAAGGCUGUGUGGCUGCUGUGGGGUCUGGUCUUCAACAAUUCUGUGCCAGUGCAGAACCCUAAAGGAACUACCAGUAAGUUCAUAGUGUCUGUGUGGGCCUUCUUCGCUGUCAUCUUCCUGGCCUCCUACACUGCCAACCUGGCUGCCUUCAUGAUCCAGGAAGAGUUUGUUGAUCAAGUCACCGGGCUUUCCGACAACAAGUUUCAGAACCCGUACGCAUACUCGCCUCCGUUCCGUUUCGGGACGGUUCCAAACGGAUCCACAGAGAGGAACAUCAGGAAGAACUACCCCGCUAUGCACCAGUACAUGGUAAAAUAUCAUCAAACCGGAGUCGUGGACGCACUUGUCAGCCUCAAAACGGGGAAACUGGAUGCCUUCAUCUAUGAUGCUGCAGUGUUGAACUACAUGGCCGGCAGAGAUGAGGGAUGUAAGCUGGUGACCAUUGGCAGCGGGUACAUCUUUGCUACCACCGGUUACGGCAUUGCUCUACAGAAAGGCUCCUAUUGGAAACGACAGGUGGAUCUGGCUAUCCUGGCCAUCAUCGGAGACGGUGAAAUGGAGGAACUAGAAGCCCAGUGGCUGACAGGAAUUUGCCACAACGAGAAGAAUGAGGUGAUGUCCAGUCAGCUUGAUGUGGACAACAUGGCUGGGGUCUUCUACAUGCUGGCCACGGCCAUGGGGCUCUCCCUCAUCACCUUUGUGUCUGAGCAUCUCUUCUAUUGGAGGCUUAGAUAUUGCUUCACUGGGGUUUGCACCGGCACACCAGGUCUUCUCUUCUCCAUCAGUAGGGGAAUCUGGAGUUGCAUCCAUGGAGUCCACAUUGACAUGAAGAAAAAGUCAGAUCUGGACUUUAGCCCCCAGGACAAAAUGCUUAAGCUCAUUAAAUCAGCAAAACAGAUGACCAACAUGUCUAACCUGAGUGGCUCCCGCAUGAACUCACCCAAACGUGAGUUCAUGCACUCAGCUGGUCCCAUGAUCAUGGACAUGAUGGCAGAGAAGGGCAACUUUAUCUAUGCUGACAACCGCAGCUAUGCUCCAAAAGAUAUGAUCUAUGGGGACACUGGUGACCUGCAGUCUUAUCUUGCUAACCGCCACAAAGACCACCUUAACAACUACAUCUUCCAGGGUGGCCAGCAUCCUCUGACCCUAAAUGAUGCCAAUCCCAACACAGUAGAGGUGGCAGUGAGUGCUGACUCAGUCCAGACCAAUGCCAAGCCGCCCCGGACCCUGUGGAAAAAGUCAGUGGACACACUUCGUUCAGGGCCUCCUGGGCCCCCUCCGAUGCCUGACAUGCUGAUGCCAGAUUCACGAAUGUCGAUGAAGACACAGCGCUACCUCCCUGAGGACGCAGCCCACUCUGACAUCUCCGACUGUUCCAGUAGAGCAGCCUCCUACAAGGACCCAGAAAACAACAAGCACCUGAAGCCCAAGGACAACUUAAAAAAAAGACCGAUGACGUCAAAAUACCCAAGGGACUGCAGUGAGGUAGAGCUGUCCUACUUAAAGACUAAGCAGGUCACCGGUGGAACCAACCAAACUGGGAGAGGAGGAGGAGGAGAGAAAAUUUACACUAUUGACUCAGAACGAGAGCUGAGCCUGCACUCAGACCCCAUUCACUAUCGUGAGAGUCGUGGCCUCGCUGCAGACGAUUUGGAUUAUCCCGAGAUCUACUCCGACCACAGUGACAACUAUAGGAAGUGUGAGCAGCCCAUCAUUCAUCUGAACUCCUCGCCUUUGCAUCAUACCGAUUCAGAUCUUCUACCAGACCCAACUUACUCUAAACACUACACCAUGAAAGAGAAAAACAUUGUCCUGUCCCCACAUGAAUCCAUCGACCGCUAUAAACAGACACACUGUCGUUCCUGCUUGUCAAAAGUGAGUGCUAGCUACCCACCGGGAGCGCCAUACACUCCUGCUGUACCUGCUGCAGCUUCUGCCACACGCUCACCCUAUAAUCGGUGUGAAGCAUGCCUCCACACAGCCAACCUGUAUGACAUUAGUGAGGACCAGCUCCUUGCAGACCCCUUGGUCAGUCCCACCAGGCACCACCAACAGCAGCAGCAACCAGAUGAAAUGUUUGGUCUGUACUGGCCACAGACAGAUGGGCCACAUGUUCAAAAGAGAAACCGCUUGAGGCUGAGUCGUCAGCACUCCUUUGACAACAUCAUGCUUGAAAAGCCCAAGGAUGUAGACCUGGGCCGACCGGCACGCAGCGUCAGCCUCAAGGAGAAGGAUCGCUUCUUGGACUCCACAUCUGACUCGCACUAUGCGAACCUCUUCGGCAUGCGUCCCUACUCCGGCAGACUGUUUGGCACCGGGUCCAAAUCAAUGCUGUUUAACCACAACCUGGAGGAGAGCAAGAGGAGCAAGUCCCUGUACCCGGCCCAUGGCUCGGAAAACCCUUUCCUCAGCCACUCGCUGAGGGAUGACACCAGCAGCAGACUGGUCCAUGGGCGUAGCUCCUCUGAUAUUUACAAUCAGCUGGCGGUGGCCUCACCUGCAGCGGCUGUCGGAGCGCCCCCCAUCAAAACACGCAACGAUGCGAACAAUCUCCGCUCUUCCGUUAAAUCCACCACUUCAUACUGCUCACGGGAUGGGCGGAUAGCCAAUGACAUGUACAAUAAAGAGCAUGUGAUGCCUUACUCAGCCAAUAAGACUAGUGCAUACCCGGCCCCACGUGGCGUCCUAAACUCAGCCCAGUUCAGCAAUAGACGGGUGUAUAAAAAAAUCCCCAGUCUGGAGUCAGAUGUUUAGUUGACAUAAGAAAUGAUGUGUUCUCUCCUCCUUACUGCUCUCUGGGUUUGUAUUAUAAUUUAUCAACUAUGUUAUCCACCAAGGGAUGCCAUAGCCACACUACGUUUUUCUUCUUCUCUUCGACAUUGUAAUCCAAAAGAACUCGUGCCCACUUGGGUACGACGGUACUACUACUACUACUACUACUACUCUCUUUGCAGAUGAUAUCAUAAUUUUUGUCCAUUCUCUGCCAUGUACCAAUGAGUUGGCUGCAUGGCUGGCACGCUGCCAUAAGGUAUCCUGGUAUAAAGGGGAGGGGAAUCAUUAGCCCCAUAGGUUUUAAAAAGGUUUAGGAAAUGGCAUAGUCCCAUGAUUGGGACAGAGAAGGCCUAAUUUACAGUAAAGGAGGACUCCUACAGAGGUUGUUUGUAAGGAGGCAUUUGAUUUGUGAUUAAAAUGUGUGAGAAAGUGGUGAGGAGGAUGGGAGAAAGUAUAUGAGAGGGGAAUUAGAGGGAGAGAGAGAGAGGGGUUAACCCCUACUCCUUCCCCCCUUUUUCCUUUUCACCUCCACUGUCAAGCUUGCAGCUUGCUAGUUGAGGAGAAGAGGCCUGACAGAGAGACCAGAUGGGCACGUUUGAUGUCAUGGCCAGACAUGGAGGCGUCCCAGGAGGGCAGGGGCAUCACAGUGAGCUAGUCCAACGGUCUGCUGCUUGUUACUCUGACAAAUAUGGCCACUGAGGCACCUGGCAGUGCAAGAGGAGAGGGAGGGAGAAAGGAGAUGAGCGGCUAAAUGGCACAAAGUGGAGCCUCCAGUUGUUUGUGGCAGUAAGGUAUCGGUGUGCUUGGUCAGAGUUUGGUUUUAUGUGUUAAGCCCAUGCUAAGGGACAUGAUAGUGAUGAGAAGCUGAGAGUAAUGUAGGUGCUAUCAAUGAAUAAUGUUUACAGACUGACAGAUAAAAAAGACAAACUGACAAAAUCUCUGAUAGAAAAUGACACACAAGCAGGGAAACCUGAGGCAAUUGGUGGGCAUUUCAUUUAUGGCUCUGCACAUAGAAAAAUAAUUGCAAAGUAUUGCUUUUUUAUUCUAUUAAACUAUAAGAUUUAUUAGGGAUUCUGGCAUCCGGAUCCCCCUAUGUAGGAUUUUAGUGUUUGCUUAUUUGGUAGCACAAUAGCCAUUAGUUUUAAAACCUCUCUCCCACAUUUGCUUUUGAAAAAACAUAGCUUUCUGAAAAAUACCAUCAAGAGUAGUAGUUUAUUUUGCAUGUGUUGAUUUUUUUCUGUGUCGGAGAUGACAAAAUACACACAAAUACACUCUUAGACACAUAUUUUACAUGUUUUUGAAAAGGGACUGUCUUGCCAGGGAUGGUGGAUGGAUACUUGUACAAUCGAAACCUUUAUCCUGACCUUUGUGCUUAGUAAAUCAGUGUCAUGCUGUGGCUCCUGCUGCAAAAGAGCAAGACAAUGGUGGAAGGGAAGAGAGCAAAGAGGAUAUAAACAAGGGAGAAAAGGAUGAAAUGACAACUGUGUCCAUGAAAACCUUAUCUGAGUUGGGGAGGGAGUGGGCGCCGAUGUGUUUUUGUCUUUUGACCUCCCAGAGAAACAGGGUAUUACCUAUUAAAAAAAAAAUACAUUGACGAUUCCUUCCUUCUUUCCUCCUUCCUUCUUCCCUUCCUUAAACAACAUGACACAUCACUAGAGUGAAUGACUAUAGAACUACUUCACUUUAUUUCUUUUGGCUUUUGUAAAAUUGAACUUUGAUUGGGUUUGUUUGGUUGGUUACUUUUGGUUGGAUAGCAGAGCUAUACGGUAUCUAACCACUACAGUCAACGGGAUUGGUUUAACAAUUAUUGAUAAUCAAUUACCGUUGGUCCGGAGUCAACCAAGCUCUUGAGAAUCUGAAGAUUACUUGAGAUAGAUCCCUUGUUUACCUUCAUAGCGUUGUUUGGACUGGGCAAGAUGGAGGAGGAUGGAGCCGAGGAGGCUCCACUGUUAUGUGCUCAUCAAUCAUGUAUCCAUCUUCGUGUGGAGUAAGUUGUGUCUCUGCAUGGCAGAACUCGGGUAAGCUUGAAGUCUUAACCAGAACAUUUGGUUCCUAAACUGAUUGUUUAUGUAUUUGUUUGUUUGUUCUUUUUCAUAACACUUAGCAGUAAAGACUUGCACAUGCACAUUCUUCCAUGUACACGUGUGCCCACAAAAAAAACCUGCUUUUUUUUAUAGUAUUAUGCUGUACAAAUAGUACAGUCAAAAGAAAACCAUGUAACCAUCUUAACUGACUUGAUUGAUUUGCUUGAUUGAUUGGAUUCACAAAGCCAAAUUGUAUCAAAUAAAAUACCUCAGGAUGAUUCUGUGCAUUUUGGGGGGAGCUUCAACCGUAGCAACAGAACAGUAUGCGGCGCAGAUUUUUUUGUAGAAAAAGAAAUUAUAAAAAAAAAAAAAAAAAAAAAAGAUUAAGAAAAACAACUGAUUUGUAACGGCCGCAAAGCAGAAUCAAACUUUUCUCCUUUUGAUGUUUACCAGUCCUAGGUCUUCCAGUUCGGCUCUUUGCCCGGGCUCAUGCAACCCAAGUAAAGUGAGAAGAGGAAGUGAAGAAGGGAUGGCAGUAGGGGGAUUUAGGUGGUUUUUGCUCAGUGAGGGGUGGGUUGCGUGCAGCUUCACUCCUGAGCGCCCUCAACAGAAUGGGGGAUGUUACUUGAACGUCCAAAUCCUGAAAAGCUACCCUUAUAUGGAAUAAUCAAGCAGGAAUCUCUUUUCUCUCAAUGGUUUUUAACGGCAGUCGACUGCAUUCGCCACUGUGUUUCAAUUGAAGCUCCAUGUUUAACAGCCGCGGUCAUAACGCCCUUUUUGUAUUCUUGGAAUACUGCAGUGAACCUCUCCUCUCCUAAUCAAUCAGCUUACCCGAUGUUGACUGACGAGCAACAUUUGUCUUUCUUUGCAUCUUAUCUGCAUAUUUAUUAUUAUGAUCAUAUUUAUCUCCACAUGCUGCUUGUGUGAGCUGACCAGUGAACAAUAUGCACAUGUAAAAAAUAUCAAACGGCACCCUCGCGUUUUAUGAACUCAUGAUGAUUUGUUCGAUUUGUUCUACUUUUACAGAACUGUCAUGUAAACUGAUGCUGUUUUAUGUUCAAACACACACUCACUCACACACACACACACAUGCACUCACACACACAUACAUACAUACACACACACACACUCACUCUCUCUCUCUCUCUCUCUCUCAGACACACCCUUGUGAUGACAACCCUGCUCUUUUUAAUGACAAAAAUGUAUUUUAAUUACAUUUAAUGAUAAAUAAUGAGGUGAUGGCAUGCAACCCAAGAUGUAACAAUUUUAAUGUUUUAUGUUUCUUUUUUCUGUUUCUUUUUUUUUUUGUUAUGAUGUUAUGAUCACUAAUGCGUUGUAACCAGGUGUGAGUAUAUACAUAUUUGAGAGAAAAAAAAUGAUCUAUGUUUAACACAAUGAAGAUGCUGCUGCUGUUUUGGGGGAGAAGACGAGGACCUGACCCUAGCGCAACUUCCUCAUUGGAUGACCGGUCUUUUAUCAGGCCACGGUUUUGCUCAAUGGGGUGGCGGGUCAGGGGUCAGGGCUUGGUUUGGUACGGCAGGACAUCCUUGCUCUUCCUCCAAUGGCAGGUGAGAAUUACUGUAUCACCAGCUCUGCUUCUCUCUUCCCUCUCCUUCAUGUGUAGUCAGGACUUCAACUGUAAAGAAGAUAAAAGAAAAAAAAAGCAACCCUCUACUUUGAGUCUGCUAUCCCUCCAAAGAUACGAGACCUUUUUCUUUAUGGUUUGCUGUAAGAAUAGAGCUUUUUUUUUUUUAAACUAAUACUUCCUCAAAGACUUUUAAGGAACUAUUUUGAAUAUAUUUAGAAAUGACACCUGUAUACAUCGCUUGUAAAUUCAUACUGGAAUACAUCAUCAUGGAGAAUUAUAAAUGAUAAAGAGUAAAAACAAUAUUUUUUGUGUGAAUUUCACAGGAGCUCUUCUGUACAGUGGCACUGUUUCUCUCUCUCUCUUUCUCUCUCUCUUUCUCUUUCUCUCUUUCUCUCUUUCUCUCUUUCUCUCUCUCCCUCUCUCUGUAGAGCGACUAGAAUAAAACUUCACCAUUCACAAC